Enhydra lutris kenyoni (northern sea otter) is the source of this 621-nucleotide messenger RNA. Its product is annotated as transcription factor 15. Gene Ontology annotation, biological process: developmental process; regulation of transcription by RNA polymerase II. The transcript is spliced from 2 exons. The record is from RefSeq and is a predicted model, not a curated record. NCBI's taxonomy places the organism in Eukaryota, Metazoa, Chordata, Mammalia, Carnivora, Mustelidae. Gene Ontology annotation, molecular function: DNA-binding transcription factor activity, RNA polymerase II-specific; RNA polymerase II transcription regulatory region sequence-specific DNA binding; protein dimerization activity. Bases 1 to 621 code for a protein of 206 amino acids.
AUGGCGUUCGCGCUGCUGCGCCCCGUCGGCGCGCACGUGCUGUAUCCGGACGUGCGGCUGCUGAGCGAGGACGAGGAGAACCGCAGCGAGAGCGACGCGUCCGACCAGUCGUUUGGCUGCUGCGAGGGCCUGGAGGCGGCGCGGCGCGGCCCGGGCCCCGGGGGCGGGCGGCGGGCGAGUGGCGGCGGCGGCGGCGGCGGCGGCGGUGGCGGCGCGGGUCCCGUGGUGGUGGUGCGACAGCGGCAGGCGGCCAACGCGCGGGAGCGGGACCGCACGCAGAGCGUGAACACGGCCUUCACGGCGCUGCGCACGCUCAUCCCCACCGAGCCGGUGGACCGCAAGCUGUCCAAGAUCGAGACGCUACGCCUGGCGUCCAGCUACAUCGCGCACCUGGCCAACGUGCUGCUGCUGGGCGACGCGGCCGACGACGGGCAGCCCUGCUUCCGUGCGGCCGGCAGUGCCAAGAGCGCGGUCCCCGCCGCCCCCGACGGCGGCCGCCAGCCGCGCUCCAUCUGCACCUUCUGCCUCAGCAACCAGCGCAAAGGGGGCGGCCGUCGUGACCUGGGGGGCAGCUGCUUGAAGGUGAGGGGGGUGGCCCCCCUCCGAGUGCCGCGGAGAUGA